Molecule: messenger RNA, 579 nt
Organism: Pistacia vera
Lineage: Eukaryota; Viridiplantae; Streptophyta; Magnoliopsida; Sapindales; Anacardiaceae
Product: transcriptional regulator TAC1-like
Exons: 1
Coding region: 1-549 (182 amino acids)
Source: RefSeq, a predicted model, not a curated record
AUGGACUCUCAUGAUCAGCCGACACCAGAAAAUCCAGAGAAGGUGACUUCAGAUGAACAAGCUGCUGAUGGUGCAAGUCCAGUUAGGUCUUAUGACUGCACCUUUUGCAAGAGAGGUUUCUCUAACGCACAAGCACUCGGCGGCCACAUGAAUAUUCACCGAAAAGACAAAGCUAAGCUCAAGCAAACUUCUUCCUCAAAGAAUCAAUUGGACAUCUCCAAGAUUAAUCAACCCCCGUAUUAUUUUACACAGCCACCAUCAAAGGAUGUUGUGGCUACUACCACUCAAGACAGAAGCAGUUCGAAACGGCCUUGGAUUCUUGGUGAAGAAAAUGAUGCCACGUCUAACACUGACAAAACACAUGUUAGAGAAGUCCGACAACUACCUUUGUUUUCUGAAAGACCACUGAUUAGUAGUCAAGUUCAUGAGAACACUGAAAUUGUUUUGUCAUCAUCGAGCUCAUCGGGGUCGGAAUUGGACCUUGAACUCAGACUGGGACCUGAGCCUCAGGACUCUGCAUCAGCAGCGGCCACCAAAAAAUUCUUCUGAAUUUUAAUAUGAUACGCACCAUGAUCUCUC